AUGGAUGCCAACAACAAAGUUUUGGUACGUCUCAAGGAUGCCAACGGUUCAGGAUCCCCAGCUAUCUCCACUAUUGUGACUGACACACUCGCUAACGGAGACCAACGAACAACGUUAGAGACCAGAAGGCAGCUAGAAGCUGCCAGCAGCCCUCUGCCGUUAGACGCGGUUGCCAAAGAGGAGAAGGAUGAGCACAGAGAGGAGAAGGACGGCCAAGGAGCCAAGGAGCAGGAGCGGAAGAACGCCAAGCAGACCCAGGGAGCCGACAGCGAAAUGGAGAAGAUGCGCUUAGACUUUGAGCUGACCCUUCUGAAGCGCCAGCACGAGGAGAAUGACAAGCAGCGGCAACACGAGGAGAAGAUGGAGAACAUACGCCAGCACUUGCCAUACAGAACCCCUGGCCAAGGGGACGAGGAGCAGCUCGGGAGCAAGUUGGACCCCAUCACGGAAAUUGAGCUAGAGAAGAUGCGCAUGGAAUUUGAGCUGGCCAAGCUGAAGCAAAUCUCUGAGGAGAAUGAGCGGCAGCGGCAGCACGAGCGGAAAAUGUACGAGGACAAGGAGAAGCAGCGGCAGCACGAGGAAACCAUGGAGAAGCUGCGCCUGCGGCAAGGAAAUAUCCGAGUGGUGGGCCCAAAGGCGACGGGGAGCAAGGCAGAAGCCGCAGCCGAGUCGUUUUCUGAGACCUUUGGUGAGGUGGGGAAGAUGAGGAUAGAGCUGCAGCUGGCCAUGGAAGUCUACUUGCCAGAGGUGACUGAAAAGAAGUCCCACUCUGAGCCUAGUGGGCAACAGGAAGGCCCAAAGGCUGAACAGCCACUGGAGAAGAUCCUGGAGGCAGAAAGGCCGCAAGUGCCACCGGAACAGAAGACCGACGAGGUGACUGAGCACCUGGGUCUGCAGGUACCCCGCAUUGUGGUGAGCGGAGCAGAGCCGGUGUGGUCAAGCAGCAGGUUAGACUUAGCUAUCGAGACUGAGCUGGAGAAGAGGAGGAUGGAGUUUGAGCUGACGAGGCUCAAAUACGAACACGAAGAGAAUGAGAGGCAGAGGCAGCAUGAGGAGAAGAUGGCACAGCUGCGCCAGCAGCAGGCGCCACUCAAGGAGCCUUCUGGGGGAAGCCAUCAUUUCCUGUUACCUCAUGACCAGUUCACCUUGUUCCUGUAUUGCUUCAUCUUCAUACACGUCAUCUACAUAGCAAAGGAACUGGUGCUCUUCUUCAUUAAGAAGCACGAGAUGUUUGCCAUUGGUGUCAUCCUCAUAUGUGCCAUUAAAAUAUUCUGGAAGUAA
This is a messenger RNA of Zootoca vivipara (common lizard), 1281 nucleotides long. RefSeq lists its product as uncharacterized. Lineage: Eukaryota; Metazoa; Chordata; Lepidosauria; Squamata; Lacertidae. The record is from RefSeq and is a predicted model, not a curated record. Gene Ontology annotation, cellular component: endoplasmic reticulum.